This is a messenger RNA of Effrenium voratum, 489 nucleotides long. The record is from the annotation of a GenBank genome assembly. NCBI's taxonomy places the organism in Eukaryota, Dinophyceae, Suessiales, Symbiodiniaceae.
AUGCGGGGGCAGAUCAUCUCCCAGAUCCACCAGCUGGCAGAGCCCAUGCGGCGCCCGCCUAGAGAUCUGGUGCCCAGGUUCUUCGAGAAGUUCCAGGGGGAUUCUUCCCGGGCCGCCUUUGAGGAGGGAGUCCAGCACUUCAUGAAGCACCUCAUCCAAAGGGCCAUACAAAAGAAGAAGGAAGAGGAGGAAGAAGCCAAGAAGGCCGCGGAGCAGGGCGAGGGCGAGGGCGAGGGCGAGGUCCCGGAGGAGGACAUGCAGCCGGUCUCUUUGGUCGAAGCCAUGUACAGCAUGAGCAAAGAGGAGCGCAUGGGCCCCGACGGCUUGGAUCCCGUGGAGGUCUUUGAAAGUUUGCCCAAGGAGCUGCAGGAGUGCUUCAAGUCGGGGGACGUGGAAAUGCUCAAGCAGGUGGCGCAGAGCAUGCCGCCCAAGGAUUUCGAGCAUCACUUCAACCGCUGCAUCGGAGCAGGCCUUUGGAGCAAGGCGUGA